Vigna radiata var. radiata (mung bean) is the source of this 2014-nucleotide messenger RNA. Its product is annotated as protein MOS2-like. Gene Ontology annotation, cellular component: spliceosomal complex. Lineage: Eukaryota; Viridiplantae; Streptophyta; Magnoliopsida; Fabales; Fabaceae. The record is from RefSeq and is a predicted model, not a curated record. The transcript has a single exon. Gene Ontology annotation, biological process: mRNA splicing, via spliceosome. The coding region runs from base 1081 to 1476 and encodes 131 amino acids.
UAUAUGCAGUCUAUUUUUGCCAUGGAAAGUAUGAAUCUCUAGUCAUGAAUCAAGCCAAGUGGCAAUUUCUGAUCCUUGUAGCCAACCUCAUUGGGAUAAGGCUUUUGUUUUUGUUGUUGUAAAGUACAAAAUUCAAAAUAUCANGGAAAGCUUGGAAUUCUUACACAUUGAGCACUUCUCAUCAACUUUAGUCAAACAUUGUUGCAUUCUUACACAAAAUAGUUCUUCUUUCAUGGUUAAAACAGUAAUGCAAUACCAGAUGCUUCAUUUGUUAAUUACAAAGAAUAAUAAUGGUUUAACAUAUUAGGAAGUCCCUAUUUCUGCAGAUUCGUAUCAAUCGGGUCUUGGUAUUAUGAAACUUUUCAAUUGGGUACCUAUUCGGUAAAAUUGAGUCAAUAAAGCUUUUGCCGUUAAUUUCAGUGGACGGCAUUAAAUUUACUGUGUCGUGGCAUGCUGACGAAGCAAUUUUUAAUGACGUGGCACGGACUCGGUCUCGUUCUCUGCAAUGACUCGCUGAAGAUUAGCUCCAACUCACCGUAAUCACUCUCCCUCGACACUGCUUAGGUUGCCAGCGGAAGGUCGAACUUAGCAGAUUCCGAUGCCGUGUGGCAAUUAACCUUAGAAGAUCCCUAAUUGGUGCAAGUUUAUCACAUCUUCUUCUCGAUUCGAUUUGAUUCGUGAAAAAAGAAGCAAAACAAUGAAGGUUUCGUUUUCCAUCCCCUCAUCGAAAUCCCAAUCGAAGCCCAAACUCAUCAGUACCUUCGAGAACACUUGCACCGCCCAAAAUGACGCUAACGGAUCCAAACACUUCAUCACUGAAUUCGAUCCUUCCAAACCUGCUCCCUCCCUUGCCCCCAAAAUCCUAAUUCCACCAAUCCAAAACAAAGGGAAACCCUUUAAGAAGAUGAAGAACCUCCACCUACCCACCGCCGACCCUGAAUCCGAACCCCUUACAUUCGAAGUCCACGUCGCCGACGGCCAACCUGACUCCGACGUCUCCUAUGGCCUCAAACUCUGCACCAACAAAAAAACUGAGCAAACAACGGCACAGCACUUCCGCCACCACCGCUCCAUGUUUCGAUGGAGGGCACGAUGUUGCAGAAGCUGAAUGACAACAUGGAGAGGCUACCGGAGGAUCAGGGGUUCGAUGAAUUCAAGGAUGUCCCAGUCGAGUGUUUUGCCGCGGCGCUGCUAGCUGGGUGCGGGUGGAAGGAAGGGAUGGGGAUUAGAAAGAACGCGAAGGAGCAUGUGAAGAUUUGGGAGAUCAAGCGGAGAAUUGCCAAGGAAGGAUUGGGUUUUGUUGGUGAUGCUUUGGUUCGGAGUAGCAAUGACAAGGACAAGAAGAAGAAUGAGAAGAAGGGUGAAGAGAGGUGUUUGAGGAAAUUGAAGGAGACGAAGAUUCAGCGUGAGGAUAGAGGGCCAAAAAGGACGCGCGACAGGAAUGAGGUGGAUCAGAGGAAGGUUUCUUGGCUCUGAUUCCACAUAUGGUUGUACGAGACCAAAGAAAGUGCAAAGGACGCAGCGGGAACAGUGACGGAGAACGUAAGGGGGCAGAGAGGACGAAGCAGAAGACAGAGGAGGUGGCAGCAUCAACCGGAGAGACGUUGUACGUGGGGAGAAGGCGAAGCAGGGCGUGCAAGGGGCAUAGGACACCCCACACAAGAUUGCACAAUCACCAUGCCACAUAGGAAUAAAGUUAACACCAUCUACAACAGUUAACGGCAAGGGCAUUAUUGACUUGAUUUUACCAAAAUAGGGACCCAAUUGAAAACUUUCAAAAUACGAGGACCCAAUUGAUACGAAUCCGCAGAAAUAGGAACCUCCGAAUACAUUAAACCAAUAAUAAUCUUCAUGUCCUCCCCCCUCCCCUGCAACCAAAAACUGACAAUCAAAAACUUAUUGAACUCAAUUCUAGAUAUGUUUCUUAGAAAAAUUUGUAAGUUGCGAACUAAUGUUUUAACAAAUGAUAAAAUCUGUUGGAAAUCCCACAUCGACUAGAGAUAAGGCCAAUUCA